This is a messenger RNA of Gadus chalcogrammus (walleye pollock), 2110 nucleotides long. RefSeq names its product galectin-3. The record is from RefSeq and is a predicted model, not a curated record. Gene Ontology annotation, cellular component: immunological synapse; nucleus. NCBI's taxonomy places the organism in Eukaryota, Metazoa, Chordata, Actinopteri, Gadiformes, Gadidae. Bases 1 to 1131 code for a protein of 376 amino acids. Gene Ontology annotation, biological process: negative regulation of extrinsic apoptotic signaling pathway; positive regulation of calcium ion import; macrophage chemotaxis. The transcript has 5 exons. Gene Ontology annotation, molecular function: carbohydrate binding; IgE binding; laminin binding.
AUGGAUCACCCUCAAGCUCCGUGUGGUGGUGGCUGCCCGCCCUAUGGCUCUGCCUCACAGGGGCCCCCCCAGUGGCCUGGGUCGCAGCCGCUGCCGCAGCAGCCGCAGCAGCAGCAGCUGGCCCCGUCGGGGGCCUCGGUGUGGCCGGGACAAGCCCCCCCCCAGGCGCCACCGUGUUGGUCCGGACAGCCCAACACACCCUGCUGGAACGGGGGCCAACCCGCGCCGGCUCCUCAACCCACCUUCCCGGGCCCUUACCCGGCCUCUUAUCCGGCGGCCUACCCGGCCCCGGGGUACCAACCAGGCUACCCCGGUUCUUACCCGGCCCCCGGGGGCCCUAUGGCCCCUCAGCCGGCGCUCGCCCCCCAGCCCGCCCCGACCCCUGCCUCUGCCCCGGGGCAGCCCUGCCACCCGUGCUGGCCGGGGCCCCAGUACCAGCCCCAGCAGCCCCAGAUGCAGCCCCCCAUGCAGCCCAUGCAGCCCCCGGCCCCCCCACCCGUCCCGGCCCCGGUCUCCACCCCGGUGCCCAACCCGGUCCCGGCCCCCAGUCCGUCCCCCUCUGUGGCGCCGGGGCUCCAGCCCAGCGUGCCGGGGUGGCCCGCCCCCCAGAGCUGGAACCCGGGCUACAACCCCGGGCAGCCCGGCUGGCCCGGCCAGAACCCCUCCAUAAUGCCCCCGCACUGGCCCCUCGCGCCCACAUCAGGACCCCUGAGCGUCCCGUACAACCUCAACCUGUCCCGCGGAAUCUACGACAAGAUGAUGAUAACCAUAAAGGGCCACGUCAAACCCAACGCUAAAAUGUUCACGGUGAACUUCCUCCGAGGCUACGACAUCCCCUUCCACAUCAACCCCCGCUUCAGUGAGGGGGGCAAGCAGGUGCUGGUGCGGAACCACAAGGUGGGCGAGCGCUGGGGCAAGGAGGAGAGGGACCUGAAGGGCCCGUUCCCCUUCGCCCCCGGGAGCUCCUUCGAGAUGAAGAUCCUGUGCACGUUCGAGGAGUUCCGCGUGGCUGUGAACAACAUCGCGCUGUUCGAGUUCACGCACCGCGUGCGCGAGCUCAACCAGAUCGACCGCAUCAACAUCCUGCACGACGUGGUGCUCACCUACGUCAAUGUGGAGACGCUCCCCUAGGACAGCGCUGUGUCACUAUAAUAUUAUAUAUACAUAUAUGUAUCGAAACUUAAUCUAUGUUUUACAAAUGCAUGUGAGCGUUUUAUAAUUUAGUCUCCUCCAGAAGCGCACAGACCGCGCAUGCGCUAACAAAGACGUUCAAGUCAGACGCUAGAAGGGCUGAACAUAUUUAACCGUUAGAUUAUGUUAUCAUCAUAAUAGACUGCCGGAUACUUUAUGAGCUGAGCUCAUUUCAAGAUGUACUGCUGCAAGCUCAUUUCUCUGUGAAAAUAACUAUUAAUUAGGCCUGCUGAGUUUUACAAUUCGACUGUCUAUUCUAACAUUUACAUUUAUAGUGUGUAAUAUUCCCAAACUGCAACAGAUUAGCUCUCAACAAUGGUUUAGGAUAUACUUCCUGAAUAACACAAUCUAGUGGAAAUGUUGUUUUGAAUGGAAUGUGUAACCUAAUAUAGAAUAGGAAAAUAAAUAGAAGUACAUUUAAAGUCUGUUUUAUUUUUCUCUUGAGUCUUCCAAUGGACAAUCCAAUGGACAAAAAACAGAGGCUGCAUAACAUAUGCAAUUGACUACUUUCCAAAGAAAAGCUCAUAAGAUAUUCACAUUCAGGGAUCCUAUUUUAAAAACAAAGAACCAUAGCAGAAUAGGCUAAUUGUGAACGUAACCUGACACCCUGAAACUUCAUCCUCUUAUGUGUUUGACACUGGCUCUAUCACAACGGAACUGCGGACACUGGGAUUCAACCCAAAACACGGUUGGUUUAGCUUGUAUUGGUUUGAUAAACGUCAGUACCUGGUAGUGCCAAUGCUUGUAUAGGGGUCAUUGACUAUUGACAGACAUUGUUACAUGAAACAUCUGACUGAGCAGGGUAGACCGGAUUAACCGGCAUGAGCUCACUAUAGUUUUCUUAAUUAAAAAAAUAUUUCUAUAUAUUUAUUAAUUUAUUUUAAUUAAAUACGUGUCCACCGAGACCAAUACUUAUGUG